AUGUCUGCUCAUCGUCGAGUUCGAAACCUUGGAGAUUUGAACGAAAGCAACAAUGAGAGGGGUUGCACUAUCAAGCAAUUUAAUCGCACUCAUCCGCCCACCUUUGAUGGAAGAGGAGAUUCCAAUGUAGCUGAGGAUUGGAUUCAAGACAUCGAAGAGAUAUUCAAUAUUUUGGAGUGCACCGAUCAACAGAAAGUUCGUUUUGCAGCUUUUAAAUUGAUUGGAGAAGUGGAGAGAUUGUGGAACUCUGAGAAAGCCAUCAGAGAAGCUGGUGGAACUGGAGAAGUGAGCUGGCCUCACUUUAAGCACUUCUUCGACCGAUUCUUUCCGAAAGCAGACCGGGAAGUUAGAGCCCGAGAGUUUACUAACUUGGUGCAAGGGACCAUGACAGUACGCCAGUAUGCUGUAAAAUUUGCUAAGUUGUCACGCUUCGCCUCAUAUUUGAUUCCAGAAGAAGAGAAGAAAACCCGGAGGUUUGAAGAGGGUUUAAAUCACAGGAUCUACGAACAGGUAAUGGUUCUACAAAUUCAAAACUUUUUAGACUUGGUACAUAAAGCGAUGCUAGUGGAGCAGAAUCUUAAGAGAAGCGCUGAGUUGAAGGGAAGUGGGGGCAUGUUUUCGAUGCGGUAA
Molecule: messenger RNA, 630 nt
Organism: Juglans microcarpa x Juglans regia
Lineage: Eukaryota; Viridiplantae; Streptophyta; Magnoliopsida; Fagales; Juglandaceae
Exons: 1
Coding region: 1-630 (209 amino acids)
Source: RefSeq, a predicted model, not a curated record